AUGGAUAUUUGUAAUGAAAUGAGUUUACCAUCAACAGAAGAUAUUCAACAAACAUUGAUUGACUUUCCAUUUAAUAAAAUAAUUUCUUAUGUUGAUAAUUUUGCAGAUAGAAAAAAAAGUCAAUGUUAUAUUUAUUCAUAUCCAUUUCUAAUGCGAUAUUAUACCCGCAUUACAAAUAAUUUUCCAGGUGGUUUAUUUAAACAUGUUCGUGUGGUGUCAUUAUUUGAUGAACAACCUUUUGAACAUGAAUUUUUUCUUCGAAUUCAGAAAUCAUUUCCAUUUAUAGAAGAAUUAUCUUUAGUUAAUCAUAAACCACAAAACCGAAAACAAUCUUAUGUAUCAAACAGUGAUAAUCAAACUUUAUCGCUUAUUGAAUAUUUUUUUCUUAAUAAACUUUAUAUUAGCAAAGUUCAUGAUGAUUAUAUAGAACAAUUUCUUUUUGAUACUAAAACGUAUUUGCAAAAUAAUGUUAUUCUUUCUGUCGAUUAUGAAUCGUUACAACGAGUAACACACAAUUUUACAAGAGAUGCUACUCGAACUAAUUGUGCCAAAAUAAGUAAAUUACAUACAUGGGGUCAAGGAAAAUGUUCCAAUUCUUUAGAAGAAUAUUUUCCUUAUGCAAAAAUAUGUUAUCGAUUAUAUUGUAAGACAAAAAAACAAUAA
Molecule: messenger RNA, 663 nt
Organism: Rotaria sp. Silwood1
Lineage: Eukaryota; Metazoa; Rotifera; Eurotatoria; Philodinida; Philodinidae
Source: the annotation of a GenBank genome assembly